AUGUUUAUAUCUUAAACUGUAUUCAUGCAUGUCAAGGAUUUAGUAUUUUUGGAGUAUAUUUUAUAUUACUGGUAUAUAACUAUGUGAUUAAUGUGUUAUAUAUAAAAGAAGUAGGAUAUAUGUUAGCUAUUUAAAGAUGGAAAAUAUAUUAGAGCAAUGGGGACCUUUGUGUACCUCAAUAGGGGUUGGAACAGCUGUGGCAGGGCUUGCAGCUACAUACUAUGUUGCCAAUAUGCCAGACCCGAAUUGUAUACCACCGGUUGACUUAAAAGACCAGUCCUAUCUUCUAGAGGAUGGUUCUAGAACGAGCAAGCUGGUUCCUAAAGGGGCAGAGUACAAGCCACUUUAUGAAGGCAUGGAAACCUUCUAUGAUGUUUUUCAGAGAGGCAUUAAACUGUCAGGUAAUGGUCCAUUUCUUGGAACACGUUCUGGUCCAAAUCAGGAAUAUGAAUGGUUGUCAUACCAGGAUGUAUAUGACCAGUCUAUAUCACUGGGGUCAUGGAUGGUCGGUCAGGGAAUGAAGAGUGAAGACAAGACAAUUAUUGGUAUCUUCAGUCAAAAUAGAUCUGAGUGGGUAAUAACAGAGAAAGCUUGUUCAGCAUAUAGUUUUGUACCAGUGGCGUUAUAUGACACUCUAGGAGAUGAUGCUGUCACAUUCAUCAUGGAGCAAACUGAAAUGCCUGUAAUUGUUGUUGAUUUAUCAGAAAAAGUUAAUAAAUUGUUACAAAUGGUUUCAAAUGGGCGUGGCAAAAGUCUUAAAACCAUCCUUGUUAUGAAUGGGUUAGACGGGGUGGAUCAAGAACUUGCAGCCAAGGUCAAGAUUAAAGUUGUUUCCUUCAAGGAGGCCCUGGAAAAAGGAAAAUCUGAUAUUAGAAAUGUCCAGCCUCCAAGUCCUGAUGACAUAGCAAUAAUGUGUUAUACCAGUGGAACUACAGGUAAUCCAAAAGGUGUGGUGAUAACUUACAGACAGGCUAUUGCUCAGAUGACUAUGAUUAGUAUCAAUGACUAUCAUUACAGGAAAUUCAAUAAAGAUGACACACAUUUGUCUUACCUACCUCUAGCUCACAUGUAUGAACGUAUUGGCCAACAAUGUUUGACCAUGGAGGGAGCUAAGAUUGGAUUUUUCCGAGGAGAUGUAAAACUUUUGUUAGAUGAUUUACAGACUUUAAAACCAACUGUGUUCUUCUCUGUUCCCAGACUUAUGAACAGAAUCUAUGAUAAGGUGAUUGCAGGAGUUAAAAGCAGUAAAGUGAAACAGUUUCUGUUUAACUGGGCAAUUUCCUCCAAGGAGAAAGAACUGAAACAGUAUGUAAUAAGACGAAACAGUAUUUGGGAUAAGAUUGUGUUUAAGAAGAUUCAGGCAUUGUUUGGUGGUAAAGUUGAUAUUGUUGUCACAGGUUCUGCACCACUGGAAGCUGAAGUUUUAACUUUCUUUAGAUGUGCUCUUGGUUGUGCGUUUGUAGAAGCAUUUGGACAAACAGAAAGUGUUGCAGCAGUAACUAUGGGGUUAGUUGGAGACUGGAGUGCAGGACAUGUUGGACCUCCUUUACCAUACACCUACAUCAAACUGUUUGAUGCUCCUGAAUAUAAUUACUACGCUAAAAAUAACCAAGGGGAGGUGUGUGCUAAAGGAGUCACUAUCUCAAGUGGAUAUUAUAAAGACCCAGUAAAAACAGCAGAAACUAUUGAUAAGGAGGGAUGGCUUCAUACAGGAGAUAUUGGACAAUGGUUACCUAAUGGUACAUUAAAGAUUAUUGACAGGAAGAAAAAUUUGUUCAAGCUGUCACAGGGAGAGUAUGUGGCCCCAGAGAAAGUAGAACUGGUUUAUAGCCGGAGCUCAUUUGUCGCUCAAGCUUUUGUAGAAGGUGAUAGUCUUCAGCCAUAUGUGAUGGCAGUGAUUGUGCCUGAUGAAGAAGUUUUAAUGUCAUGGGCAAAAUCUCAAAACAUUUCUGAUAGUUUCCAGGAACUGUGCAAAAGUGAGAGUGUUAAGUCAAUGAUUCUACUGGACAUACAGAAAACUUGUAGAGAAGCUGGUCUCAAAGGAUUUGAAAUUACUAAAGAUAUCAUUUUGCGAUCAGAACUAUUUUCUAUUGAGAAUGGACUGGUAACACCUACGUUCAAAAACAAGCGUCCACAGCUGCGUAGUUUCUUCAAGAAUGACAUAGCAGCUCUGUACAAAAAACAUAGUGGUGGGUCAGGUUAACGGAAGAAGUAGGAAUCAUCAUGUUCAUAAUUUACAACUAUUUUUUCUGAACUGAAUUUUUGUAUUCUGAACUCUGAAUGUGUAAGUCUAAUGCAGUUUCUAUGGUUUUUAAGGAGAAUUAAUUAAAAAGCCAAAAUGCAGCUUUUGCCAGGCUAUAUAAAUGUUUGUUGUCAUUAAGAGAUGUCUGAGGGACUGUCUUAAAUGCAUUUUAGGCCAUCUCAAGCCUCAGAAAACUCUCUUUUGGUUUGUGAUGAAACCAAACAUGGCAGUCUCAAAUGCAUUUUAAGGCCACCUCAAAACUCAGAUAACUCGUUUUUGUUUGUGAUAAAACCAAAAUAUGGCUGUGCCUUAAAAAAAAUUAUAACGGACCAUCUCAGAAAAUUUAAAUGACAUGUGAAUAAGGAUUUGUCUCAGCUAGGUACAUACAACAGAUAGAAAUGUAGUUAAUAGUUUAGGAGAUGGUUAAAAUUUUGGUAGAUAUUCAAGUGUAUACUUGAGCUUUUCUAUACUCAUACAAAACAAAACAACAACAGUAUUUUUCAACAUACAGGGAAGUUAAUAUUUAUACAGUAAUGUGUUUAAUUUUAUUUAUAGACAGUAAUAAUUUAUAUAUAAAUUUACAGGCAUAUGACAGUUAUAUUAUAAUUAUAUAGAAUAGAGAAAAAACAGAAUCCUUAAAGAAAGCCCAACAUAGCAAAUUUGAAAAUGUUGCAGACUCGGUUUGAUUGAGCCUGUUCAUGGUGUUUGAAUUCAUAGUGUUUGGUUGUAUACCCCUCACACAAUGAAGUUGUUAGGUGGCUUUACUGAAAUCAUUUUUUAACUGUUCAGCCAUCCAUCUGCCAUAGGUUUUUAUUCAUCCAGGCAUAACUCGGAAAAAAAAUUGUAGGUAUCAAUUUGAAACUUCAUAGAUGGAUAGCUCUUUUCAAGAUGAGGAGUGCCCAAGAACCAUAACUCUCUUUUGCAUAAUUUUAGAGUUAUUGCCCUUUGUAAUACCUGCUAGUUAUUUUGAGUACAACUCAAACAAACACAGUAGGUAUCGACUUUAUACCUUCAUAGGUGGAUAGAAGGAAAACAUCACAAAAAUCCUUUGUAAUGCUUAAUAUUUAUUUUGAAUUUGAGCAUUACUUAAAAGCAUUGGAGAUACAAUCUGGUAAACUUCAUAUAUGUAAAGUCAAUAUAAUUUAUAAUUCAGGUGUAAUGACAAAGCAGCAUGCAGGGAUGUCUUAGCUAGGACAAUGGAAGUUCUAGUUUUUACUGUGGUUUUUCAUAUUCAUCAUAUACAAAGUUAUUUUGGGAACAUUUUGUAUAGCGUUUGUGGGAACAUUUUGUGAGAUUUUAUUUUGUUGAAAUAUUUUUUAUGAAUAUACAAUUUUUAGAUCUGAUAUUAAUAAAUAUUGUUGGUUUUUAUUUACAAAAUCUUUAUAUUUAUAUUUAAGAGGAGAGAGAGAUAGAUCAUUACAAAUUCAUGUUUUUACUAAUUGUACAUGUAUUGAUUACCACCAAUAAUACUUCAGUUCAUAUAUGGAAGUUAUUGAAAAGUUAUUGAAUUAGAAAAUUUACAGUUGUUAAUUAUGUAUGUGUAGUUUUAUGAAAACAUGUUUUUUACUAAAUUUAUUGAAGCCAUCCUCUUAUUUCUUUGCUAUAAUCUAGAUUUAUUCUAACAAUGAUUAUCAUUUUUACAGCUUUUAUAUAAUGGGCUAAUGUAAUUUACUGUAUUACAUAUUUCUGAAAUCCACCUCAAGUUUGACAUAGUAAAAAGGAGUUUAUAUCAAUAAGUUUUGCUGUUCUGCAUUGAAUGUUUUUUUAUCAUCUUUAUUAUGAUAUGACAUUAUUUUGAUUAUGAAUACAUAAAUCAAAUUGAAUUGCAGGAAUAAUUUUUUGGUUUGUUUUUUGUAUUGUUUUUUGCUGAUAAACUUUACAUGUAUAUACCAUAUAUAUACAUUUAAUGACAGUUUUCAGGAUUCAGUUAUUGUCUAUACCAUUACCUUUAUUGACAUGUUUUUCAAGAUUAAGAUUAUUAUAUAGUGUUGAGUACAAUACUGCAUUAUAUUGGACUCUUACACAGCUGUAAAACCUGAUGCAUAGUCCAAUAUAGGUUUUGCUGCUGUGUAUGAGUCCAGUUGACCUCUUAAUUUCACACUAAAGAAUUUUUUUUUCAUUUUGACAUUACUUCAUUACUUUGAGUACAAUAAGGAUUCGAUAUAUAAUUUUUGGACUCAGAAAAUGAAAAAGUGUGGAUGGAGUACAGCAUAAUUUUUAUAUGGAAUUUUUGGACUCUGAAGUAUGGCUAAAUAGAUAAAAUGAGAUCCAACGAUCCAAUGAUUCACAUUGUAAGAUCAAAUGAUGCAAAGGCUUGAAAUUCACUUGUAACAUUUCAUAAGGUGUGAAAUACAGCUGAAUAUAACCUUAUAAGUGUUCAUUUAAAUUUAAUACAAUAUGAUAUUAUGUUUACUAUAUAUAUAGAGUAGUUUACAUAGUGAUGUAUUUUUAUAUUAUACAUAAAAAUAAGUACAAUAUAUGGGAAUUGUAGUAAAUGUUAUUAUGUUUUGUUAUGUUAUACAUGUAAAAUGAAUACAAUAUUUGGGUAGUAAAUGUAAUUGUAUUUUUAUAUUAUAUUGAUAAAGUGGAUACAAUAUAUUUGAGGUAAAUAUCAUUGUAUACUUUUUUACAUUAUACAUAUGAAAUAAAUACAAUAUUUUGGUAGUAAAUAAUGUCAUUGUGUAUUUUAAUAUUUUACAUAUAUUUAGUGAAUACAGUAUAUGGGUAGUUUACAUAAAUAUGUCCCUAAUUAUUUUACUUGAUAUACACUGUUGAAAAAUUUUGUUUAUAUUUUCAAAAAUAAUGAUAUUUUUUUCAAAUCAACCAGCAUUUUUUAAUCAACAACCAGCAUUGUACAAAUCAAGGGGCCAACAUUUUCAAAACAUGAUGCCAGCAUUUUCAAACCAUGGGGCCAGCAUUUUCAAAUCAUGGGUCCACCAUUUUGCAAAUCAUGGGGCAAGCAUUUUCAGAUCAUAGGGCCAACAUUUUCAAAUCAUGAGGCCAGCAGUUUCAAAUCAUGGGGCCAGCAUUUUUAAAUCAUUGGGCCAGCAUUUUUAAAUCAUGGGGCUAGCAUUUUAAAAUCAUCUUGCCAGCAUAAAGUUGAUGGUUUGUUCUGUCCUUAAUCGUUUCUCAUGACAUCUUUAUACAUUUGUUAUAUUUUAACUGAUAUCAUAGAUAUUUGAUUUGUUGGUACCUAUAUGAAACACUUUUUGCAUUUGGUUUUAAAUCGAUCAGAUCAUAGUCAAGGUAACUUCCAUUAGGCUAAAAAAGAAAUAUUCUCCUAAUUCUCCUCAUAGAAUAAGUCAGGAUUUAGCAGAGUACCAUCUUGGAAGGUCAUUCUGUGUUAAGGAAAUUCAAAUAUAAUUACAAAGGGUCGAUAUUUUGGUAGUCCCCAUCAGGUUUCAUUGGAGGGGACAAUGAGUAUUACCCAACCCCUUUCCCAUUCAUUUUUGCUUCAUUGCCAUAAGUAUAACUCAAAAUGUACACAAGCUAGGCUGGUGGUACAUAUACUUGGCCAGUCAACAGAGGACCAUAAGGGGAAUAAUGCAAAUUUUAUUUUUAUUUUUUUCAUACAACUGAUAAAAAUGUGGUUACCAGUCACAGGGGUCGUCUGAUAAUCAGAAUGUACAAAAGCUAUGUUGAUGAAAAAUGGUUAUGAUAAUCAAGGUCUUGAUACAUAUUAUAAAAAAAGACACAUUCUUAAAGUUAAUCUCCACAAUUAUAUGGGUUGGAGGUAAGGAAUCAUCAGAUAACUUUACACAGGUUGUGGGGACUGCUGCAUCAGUAUCUGUAACAUGCUUGUGUUCUAUAAUUUUAUGUAUUUUAAGUUUUAGUUUUCUUAAGUUAUAAUUUUGUACAUGCAUAUAGAGGCGUAUUUUUGUGUCGCCUGCUACAGAGUGAUUUGUAAAUGUUUUCUUUAAUCUUGUAACUCUCUUUAAUAGAAAUCAUGCCCUUUUUAAGUUAGGAGUCAUGGUUCCUUUACUGGGCACAGCUUUUGGGGACAUUUUGAACUACAAGUUCUUUGAUUUUGUUCAUUUUUGAUUUCAACAAUUUUUAAUUAACCUUUUUUCAUGAGAGAUUAUUUUUGGGACCAUUUUGACAAAAGUGAUUGAUAAAUAUACAUGUAUUAAUAAAUGUACUUGUAAAAUGAGAUUUUUAUAUUUAAUGCUCAGCUUAAAAAGUGCUGCUUAUAAAAUGUAUUUUGGUAGAGGUGUUUUAUUUACAUAAUAAAAUCUAUGUUAUA
Ruditapes philippinarum (Manila clam) is the source of this 6485-nucleotide messenger RNA. RefSeq names its product long-chain-fatty-acid--CoA ligase 1-like. Gene Ontology annotation, cellular component: endoplasmic reticulum; membrane. Bases 137 to 2203 code for a protein of 688 amino acids. Gene Ontology annotation, molecular function: long-chain fatty acid-CoA ligase activity. The record is from RefSeq and is a predicted model, not a curated record. Gene Ontology annotation, biological process: long-chain fatty acid metabolic process. Lineage: Eukaryota; Metazoa; Mollusca; Bivalvia; Venerida; Veneridae. The transcript has 21 exons.